GCUCUGCCCUGGGCGGGGGGGGGAGGCAGGGAGCGAGCGUGGCCCCCUCGCUGCUCUGUAGGGGAGCCCUGAGGAGAAAGGGGGUCACCCACUACUAGCAGAGCGCUGGGGAGAGAGCGCGGGAGUCUCCUCGACACCCUCCGGCUUUCCCCGUGCUCUGCUUGUCGUUUCAUGAUCCCAGGUUGAACGUUUUGGAAGCCGCCGCGUCGCUUGGCUGUCUGGCAGAGGGAGGGAUGCUGCCCGUGUUCGCCGUCUCGAGUUACAGGCUGGCGGCUGGAGCGGGGGAACCCCUGAAGUGGGAACCGCAGGCACAGGGCGGCGUGACAGGGAAGGGCCAGGGCAGGGCGGGACAGAGCUGGGGUCACUGCUCCAGGGUUUUCCCUCAGUAGGUCUUGGAGCGUCAUGCAUGAUCGUAUUUAUCCCCGUUUCCUAGAAGCCAAGGAAAGGUGGUUACUUCUUCAAGGUCGUACGGUAAAGCUAGUGCUAAACCAGGUCUCUCCGGUCCAAAUUGUUUUUUAAGUCAUACCCUAUAAAGCAAACAAGUGGAGAUUGUUUGAUAGGAGAUAGGUGUUGGAGACGUGCCAGCACUAUAAUUACCCUGUGACAAGGUGUUAGGAUUAGGGCUGUGGGAGGGUUCGCUGAUGCCAGAAAGGCCAUGCAGCCGUGGAGGAGAGAAGUGGAGGUGGGCCAGGCGUGUAAUGACAGGGGCCAACAAUAUAUGACAGAAACGAGCAACGAUAGAGGUAAGGCAGUGCAGUGUAUGAGAGAAAGCAUGAUUGGUGUGUUAUUAGUUACAGCACAAUAAAAUUUCAGGGCUGUCUUCAUUAUUUUUCCCUUUUCUGAUUGUACUGUGAUUUGAGUGUGUGUGUGGAGGGGGAUUCAUUACAGUCUAGUUUCUUCUGCUUUUAUCCAAUGAGAAAAAGCAAAACCAGGCUGCAAUAUUUGUGCUUCAAGCAAAGAAAUGAAAUCUGAGGUGAGAGACAAGUCUGAUUUUUCUGAAGGCAAAAAAAGCAAGACCAAUAGGUAAAAGCUUUAGGACCAUAUGUCUAUAGUUUUCAGUUCUGACAGGAGAAAACCAAAGAAAUAUCUGGCACACCAUUUGAUGGUUUUCAUCAGCUUGUUUAUGAGAUUAUACUAUUGUCAUAUAUUCCUAAUUUACUCAUUUUUUAAAUAAAUGGAAAUUAAGUAUGGCUGUUGCUUAUAGCACACAAGGUGCCAUAAGUAAUCAAAAGGGGGAAGGAAAGGGGUAUAAAAAUAUUGGGGAAAUCAAUAAAUUUAAGUCCAUCAGGAGUUAGAUUUGAGGGAAAGACUUGCAAAAGUAGAAAUAAUUGAGAACAUUUUGGAAUUGCAAAGGCGUAAAAAGUGGGAACAAAGGGUACUACAGGUGUUGGAAUGAAAAGAAUGUUUAUGAGAGCAUCCUUUCUAUUUUUGUAUGAGUGUUUAAUGGAGAAAGGUGUCUGAAAGUAAAAUUGAAGAAGACCCUUUACCAUCUAUAUGACUAAGAGAAUCAAGUAAAGAUAAACUGACCAGUGGAUAUCUUUUUCUGAUUUUUCUCUCAGUGUGUUUCUGUCCAUGCUGGUGUAUCAUGAGAAGUAAAUGGAGCAAGAUCAUGGCCUCAGAAUGAUGAUCACAACUAGAAAACAACAGGUAAUAUAUCCUCCACAUUCAAAACUCACAGAUAAAGAGAAAACCAAUAUUUGCUAUUUGUCUUUUCCAGAUUCUAAUUCAGGUUGUCUUGGGGACACACAGUUUUGUUUUAGAUUUCGACGGUCUCCUGGAAGGAAAGUCUCAUUAUGUUGUUUUUUGGACCAAUUGGAUAGAGACCUACCAGUUUACUUAAAGAAAGAUACAGCAUAUUACUAUGGCUAUGUAUAUUUCAGACAAGUUCGAGACAAAUCAUUAAAAAGAGGGUAUUUCCAGAAGUCACUAGUCCUCAUCAGCAAGCUACCUUAUGUCAAUCUCUUCCGCACCAUGCUUAAGCAAAUAGCACCAGAAUAUUUUGAAAAAAGUGAAGCCUUCUUGGAAGCAGUUUGUAACGAUGUUGAUCGUUGGCCACCACCAAUUCCAGGGAAAAUAUUGCAUUUGCCUAUUAUGGGUAUUAUAAUGAAGUUGCGGAUUCCAACAUACCGUGACAAGCCUGGAACGACACCAGUAGUACAGAAUAUGCACCAGGCAGAUGCUCAGAUCUCCAUGGCUUUACCAACUGUUCAUGAAGUAGAUCUUUUCAGGUGUUUCUGUCCAGUGUUCUUUCACAUUCAGAUGCUUUGGGAACUAGUACUACUAGGAGAACCACUUGUUGUGAUGGCACCAUCUCCAUCAGAAUCUUCAGAAACCGUGUUGGCACUUGUUAGUUGUAUUUCACCACUGAAGUACUGCAGUGAUUUCAGGCCGUACUUUACUAUACAUGACAGUGAAUUCAAGGAAUAUACAACUCGCACACAAGCACCACCAUCUGUCAUUCUAGGGGUGACAAAUCCUUUUUUUGCUAAAACACUUCAGCACUGGCCUCACAUUAUCCGAAUCGGAGAUAUUAAACUUCCAGGUGAAGUUCCAAAGCAGGUGAAAGUGAAAAAACUGAAGAACCUGAAAACUUUGGACUCCAAACCUGGUGUUUAUACCUCUUACAAGCCAUACUUGAACAAAGAUGAAGAAAUCGUUAAACAGUUACAAAAGGGUGUGCAACAGAAACGACCUACAGAAGCACAGAGUGUGAUUCUUCGGCGAUACUUUUUGGAGUUGACAGAAAGUUUCAUUAUUCCAUUAGAACGUUAUGUGGCAAGCCUAAUGCCUUUGCAAAAGUGCAUAUCACCAUGGAAGAGUCCACCACAGCUUAGGCAGUUUAGCCAAGAUGACUUCAUGAAGACACUGGAAAAAGCAGGACCACAGCUCACAUCAGGUUUAAAAGGAGACUGGAUAGGACUUUACAGGCAUUUUUUAAAAUCACCAAACUUCGAUGGUUGGUUUAGGAGCCGGCAGAAAGAAAUGACACAGAAGUUGGAGGCUCUUCAUUUAGAAGCACUCUGUAAUGAGAACUUGGUUUUCUGGAGUCAGAAGCAUACUGAAGUGGAAACGGUGGAUCUUGUCUUAAAGUUAAAGAAUAAACUGUUGCAGGCUGACAGAGAACAUCUUCCUGUGAAAACUGACACACUGAAAAAGCUGGAGACCCACAUCAAUGAUAUUAUAUUAACGCUUCCAGAUGACUUACAGGACAUAUUGCUCAAAACUGGCACAACAUGAUUUCUACUGGGCUUUUUUUGUGCAGAAAACAAAAGGCAAAUGUAGUUUCACAGAAGACAGUGGCUUACCCAGUUGGGAACACAGCUCUAAGCAGUAUAUUAACACUACAAAUGGAUUGUACUAAUAGUAUAGCCCACUAUACUAUUUUCACUGUUUUUUCCACCUAAAUACCAAUGCAACUAAAGGAAUUCCUGUGUUUAAUGAUGUUUGAAAUAAGUGCUCUUAAAAAAAAGAAAUCUGUGGGCAUAUGAAACUAUACCACAGUAUGGGACCACAGUGCAGUGCUGGCAUUGCAGAAUGUUUUCCAAUUGGUGCUGCUAUACCCAAUCCUGUUAACUCAGGGGUAAGCAAUAUUGUUCCUGUACUGUCCUGUUGAUGUAAUAUCUGGUUGCUUUUCUUCUUUUUUUUUUUCCUUUUAGUUUUCUUCUAGUGAUAAGUCCAACUGACAUUAUGUGACUUGGUCAGAAUACAUUAUAACUGAGGCAUUUUACUGGUAAAUCAUCACUUUCAGAAGUGUUUUAGGGACAGCUGAAAUAAUCAGAUCAGUUCCUAACUUUCUUCCUUUGUCCUCCUUACCAUCUUUCCAAAACCAUAUUAAUUUAGCAUCUUUAAAUAAGAGAAGGCAGCUGACAAAAAUUUCCUGAAGUCUUUUCCAUUCAAUGUCAGUUAAUUAGGGUGCUCUUACUCACAUGCCUUAAAUAUAAAGUAAUGGUAUACUUAUUGGUGGUUUUAAACUGCUGACAUUCAGGAUUUCAAGUGGAUCACUACUGUAAAUGUAAGCAUGCAGUAUUCAUCACAGGAAAUAAACACAUUGGUGUUCUAAUCUGGAUUUUAAAAUCGGUGAUUUCAGUAGAGUUAGCUGAUACACAAUCUAUUUCACUUGGAGAUCAUAGCAGUUAGCUCUGGUUAUAUUUUUUUUUUUUUUACUUGAUAUUUUUUUACUUAUACCAGUAGGGUGUUUGAGGAGGUGAUGGGGCUGGAGGAAGAUGAUGUUUGCUUCAGCUGAAAAAAGCCUAUGGAAAGGUCAAACUGUGGCAAGCAAAGAUUGUAGCAUGAAAUUAUUCUCAGUAUAUGCAUAUAGCAGACGUGCAUAAAGAGUAAUUUCCUCUUGCAUAUUAAGCAACAAGAAUGUGAUGUUUAUCUUCUUGAACAAGUUUCAGUGGUAUAUAAGAACUCAGCUGCUCCACAUGCAGUGUUGUACUUUGAAUUUCAAGUAGAAUAAACUUAAUGCUACAGUGUACACACAGCAUAUGCUUUUAUAUGACAAGUGAAUCACAGUUAUAAAAAAACCUGCUUUUAAGUGCUUAAAUAGAAUUUUUAAAAACUUACAACAUAAUCCUGUUAUAAGAAUAUGCUUUUGUAUGAUAAAUAUUUCAUACCAUCUUUCUAAAAAUGUCUUAUUUAGAUAUAAAGUGUCACAAUGGUAUUUUUAUGAAAAUAAUGUAUUUUAAUACUGCUAUGGUUUGUAUACAAUUACUCAUGACCAGAAGUUUAAUAUAUCUAUUAUGUUACUUAAACUACACCACUUCAGCAUUAAUUUCUAACGUGAAAUUAUUUUUUUUUUGCACACCCUGAUGAAUAGCCUUUUUGAUCCAGAAGUUAGUAAGUGGCCAUUCUUAUACUAAAUCAUUUUAAAUAUUUAACCUGGAGCACUGUAUAGUUUCUUGGAACCAUAUAAACUGGUAACUACUAUGAUAACUAUCACAUGACUGCAAAUAUGUAUUUUUGUAAAAGAAAAUAAAGGAGUUUUAAUU
Molecule: messenger RNA, 4991 nt
Organism: Athene cunicularia (burrowing owl)
Lineage: Eukaryota; Metazoa; Chordata; Aves; Strigiformes; Strigidae
Gene: DENND6A
Product: DENN domain containing 6A
Exons: 21
Coding region: 1597-3237 (546 amino acids)
Cellular component (GO): recycling endosome
Molecular function (GO): guanyl-nucleotide exchange factor activity
Source: RefSeq, a predicted model, not a curated record